Eufriesea mexicana is the source of this 473-nucleotide messenger RNA. RefSeq lists its product as uncharacterized. Bases 71 to 439 code for a protein of 122 amino acids. NCBI's taxonomy places the organism in Eukaryota, Metazoa, Arthropoda, Insecta, Hymenoptera, Apidae. The record is from RefSeq and is a predicted model, not a curated record. The transcript is spliced from 2 exons.
GUUUUGAUAGCUCACCGUUUGUAUAACAUGUAAAUCAUUCCAAUCAGUUUUUCAACUUUUAUUUUCCUCCAUGAGUUCACCACAUUAUUGUAUUUGGGGUUUGUGUGACUCACAACAGUACUGUUGCGGCGACAAUGUUUGCUGCAAUGAAGCUGAUUUUAAUUCUUUAUUUUUACCGUACGUUCACUAUUCUUUUAAUCCAAUAUCAUGUAUAAAUAACAUUUUAUUAACAAAAAUUCAUAUUAACAGUGCUUUUAUUGCUGGGACAAUUAUAAUUAUAACACUAUGCUGUAUUGCUUUUAUUAUAUUAGAAAGAAUCGGUACUCCAUUCUUAAAGAAAUAUUUUAAGGUUACUUAUACUUUGAUGUCCACUGAAUUGGAGAAUAAAGUAAAUACUACAACAAAUCAAGAAUCAAUAAUGAAAGGUUGUGUUGUAUAAAUAGAGAAAACAGAAAUUAUGUUCUAAUAAAUAU